GUCCAGAGGCGGCGGCCGGUUCCGUUCAGGCCGGGGCGGCCCGUACCCGACGCACCGAGGCGGAGGGCGCGCGGCGGCGGCGGGCCCGGGCCGGGGCAAGGGUAAGGUCCGACACAAGGAGUCCCCAAGAAUGGCCAGCAGUCCUGGAAGUAAUGCAUCCCUCUCCCAUGAGAAAACCAUACUCUCAGAAAGUUCUCAAGAAAAGAAAUCACAGUAUUCUGAAGAGGAGUCCUUUUAUAUGAACUGCAGAGCAGCCUACCUAGCUGUUUUUAAAAGCAGCUUAGAAAAUAUUAAAUCAAAAGAACAACUCUGUUUAGUGCUUCAACAGGCUGGAAGAAAUCCAUCUCAGAAGAUGGUUAAUCAGUACUGGACUCCCAAGACCACCACACUGAAUUUUGAUGAUUUUUGCAAUAUCUUAAAAAAAGAAAAACCAGCUACAAAAACAGAACUGCUCAAAGCAUUUUUAAAAGUAGAUACAAAUAAUGAUGGAUAUAUUUUGCACUCUGAACUUUAUAAAAUUCUUACAAUGAGAGGUGAGAAGAUGACUGUAGAGGAAGUGAAUGCCAUCACUAAAUUGGCUGAUGUAAACAGCAAUGGCAAGCUUGAUUAUAACAAGAUUGGUCGUUUAGUGAUUGGACAGAAUGGAAUUCUCUCCACCCCAGCUGUCUCCUGUAUUAUUAGAAAAAUCAAAGCCAUUGGUGGCAUCAUUUUGACAGCCAGUCACAACCCUGGUGGCCCAAAUGGAGACUUCGGCAUUAAAUUCAAUAUUUCCAAUGGAGGUCCUGCUCCUGAAGGUAUUACUGAUAAAAUUUUCCAAAUUAGCAAGACUAUUGAAGAGUAUGCUAUCUGCCCAGAUCUGAAGGUGGACCUUGGUACCAUUGGAAAGCAGCAAUUUGACUUGGAGAACAAGUUUAAACCAUUUACAGUUGAAAUUGUGGACUCAGUGGAAGCUUAUGCAAACAUGUUGAGGAACAUCUUUGAUUUCAGUGCGCUAAAAGAACUACUUUCAGGACAAAACCACCUAAAGAUACGCAUAGAUGCUAUGCAUGGAGUUAUGGGCCCCUAUGUAAAGAAGAUCCUGUGUGAGGAGCUUGGAGCUCCUGCAAAUUCUGCUGUGAACUGUACACCUUUAGAGGACUUCGGUGGCCACCACCCAGACCCAAACUUAACCUAUGCUGCUGACUUGGUCCAGUCUAUGAAGACAGGAGAGUAUGACUUUGGAGCUGCAUUUGAUGGAGAUGGGGAUCGGAACAUGAUUCUAGGGAAGCAUGGGUUCUUUGUUAACCCUUCCGACUCUGUUGCUGUCAUCGCUGCCAAUAUUUUCAGUAUUCCUUACUUUCAGCACACCGGCGUUCGUGGCUUCGCGCGAAGCAUGCCUACCAGUGGAGCAAUUGAUAGGGUGGCCAAAGCUACAAAGAUCGCUUUGUUUGAAACUCCAACUGGCUGGAAGUUCUUUGGAAACUUAAUGGAUGCAAACAAACUGUCUCUGUGUGGAGAGGAAAGUUUUGGUACUGGCUCUGAUCAUAUCCGUGAAAAGGACGGGCUGUGGGCUGUCCUGGCGUGGCUGUCUAUAAUAGCUGUCCGCAAACAGAGCGUGGAGGACAUCCUGAAAGAUCACUGGCAGAAAUAUGGGCGGAACUUCUUCACGAGAUAUGACUAUGAGGAGGUGGACGCAGACGGAGCUAACAAAAUGAUGAAGGAUCUAGAAACCAUGAUGUUUGAUCGUUCCUUUGUGGGGAAGCAGCUGUCAGCUGGUGAUAAAGUUUACACUGUUGAGAAAGCCGAUAACUUUGAAUACAGCGAUCCUGUGGAUGGAAGCAUCUCCAGAAACCAGGGUUUAAGGCUCAUCUUCACUGAUGGUUCUCGCAUCAUCUUCAGACUAAGCGGUACCGGCAGUGCUGGAGCGACCGUGCGACUAUACAUUGAUAGCUAUGAGAAAGAUGCUCCAAAAAUAUAUGAAGAUCCACAGGUCAUGUUGGCUCCUCUCAUUGGUAUUGCACUGAAGCUUUCACAGCUCCAUGAAAGAACUGGCCGUUCCGGCCCCACAGUCAUCACAUGAAAAGGCUAGGACCUGAUGCUAACUGUGUGCAGUGCAGAAACGGCUGGCUGUGCUGAAUGCGUCAAACGAAAUCAUCCAGUCCUCCUCUUUAUCAAAUUGGUCACUAAAAGCAAUGUUAAUUCUAUUUAAAAGUAUUAUUUAAACUGAUAAAAGGCUAGAUGUUAUUAAUAAACCAAAAUCACCAUUGUUUA
Dermochelys coriacea (leatherback sea turtle) is the source of this 2250-nucleotide messenger RNA. RefSeq names its product phosphoglucomutase-1. The transcript has 14 exons. Bases 131 to 2059 code for a protein of 642 amino acids. Gene Ontology annotation, biological process: carbohydrate metabolic process. The record is from RefSeq and is a predicted model, not a curated record. Gene Ontology annotation, molecular function: phosphoglucomutase activity; magnesium ion binding; calcium ion binding. Lineage: Eukaryota; Metazoa; Chordata; Testudines; Dermochelyidae. Gene Ontology annotation, cellular component: cytosol.